CCAUAUCAGUUAUCAAGUGUCAGGUACAUCAGCGUUAGUGUUAUUAAUUUGAUUUCACAUAAAGUACAAAAUUUACAAAGCAACAUGUUUGCUGUCCUUAAACGAUUUGUUAUUAUUGUUUCUUGUACUCUACCAGCAACUCAAGGACGAGUAGGAUUUGGUCCCAAUGAACAAGAUUGGGGAUAUGUUACGGUCAGAGAAAAAGCCCACAUGUUUUGGUGGCUGCAUUAUACUACAGCAACUGAAGAUUAUGUUCAAAGACCGUUAGUUAUUUGGCUGCAAGGAGGACCAGGAGGAUCUUCUACGGGCAUCGGCAACUUCCAGGAAAUUGGGCCAUGGGAUGAAGCUCAAAACAUAAGGAAUUACAGCUGGAUAAAUUACUUGAACGUUCUAUUCGUUGACAAUCCUGUAGGAACUGGAUAUAGUUUCGUAGAAGAUGUGAAUGACUCAUCUCUUUUUGCUGGUGACAACGAAGCAAUUAGUGAUGACUUUUUAGUUUUUCUCAAAGGAUUCUUUACCCAAAAACCAGAAUUUGAAGCAGUUCCCCUCUACAUAUAUGGACAGUCCUAUGGUGGAAAAAUGACUGUGGAUAUUGCACUCAAGCUUCACCAAGAAUUUAUGGCUGCAAGAAUUAAUUGCAAUUUUAAAGGAAUCGGUCUCGGCGAUGCAUGGGUUUCGCCGAUAAGCUCACUCACUAGCUGGCCACCAUAUUUGUUGAACUUGGGCUUUAUCGAUCCUGAAAAUUACGAGUUAUUAAAGAUAGUGACCGAUGUGGCGGAAACAGAGAUUGAUAAAAACGAGUUUCAACUAGCAAGUGCAUACUUUCAAGCUACCCAGGUAGUUAUCAAUGGGAUGACUAGUGUCAACUAUUACAAUGUUUUGAAGCCUGUGGAAGCCAAAAAUGUAAAGCAAAAUCAAAAUUCAUGGCUUAGAAAUACAACAAUGGCCGGGCAGAUUAUUAGAGAUAUCCUGCACAUCGAAAUAAACGACGUCAACUUACAAGACGACUUAACAAGGGAAGACGUUGAUGGAAACCUUUCUGAGCUGAUGAACGGACCAGUCCGAAAGUCUUUAGAACUGAAAGAUAUACCCAUACAAUGGGGCGAGCAAAGUGAAGCAGUAUUUCAAGCCGUCAAAAUGGACUUCAUGAAGCCAGUAACUGAGAGUGUAGAACGACUUUUAAAUGAAACAGCACUGGAAAUUACAGUCUACAAUGGCCAGUUGGAUUUAAUUGCAAGUACACCAGGAACCAUAAGUUGGAUAAACAAAUUGCAAUGGAGUGGAGCUGAUGGAUAUAAACAGUCAGCUCGUCUUCCUAUAAUUGUGAAAGGCGUAAAUGAGGGAUAUUAUAAAAGCUACAAAAAUUUUCGCUUUUUUUGGAUCAAUAGAGCUGGACACGCUGUACCAACAGAUAACCCGCAUACGAUGGACCACAUUUUGAGAGGGACUGUUGAUGUUACAUAAAUAAAUGGAUCUGAUUAGAUAAUAGUUGACUAGUUAUGGGUAAUCUUAAUUAUACAUUAUAUUCAUCUAUUUAUUAUCAAUAGACUGUCACAUUAAAAGAAUUAAUCACUUUUGCAAUAAUUACAUUCUCUUAAGAAAG
Messenger RNA from Dendroctonus ponderosae (mountain pine beetle), 1603 nucleotides. RefSeq names its product retinoid-inducible serine carboxypeptidase. Gene Ontology annotation, biological process: proteolysis. Gene Ontology annotation, molecular function: serine-type carboxypeptidase activity. Bases 85 to 1464 code for a protein of 459 amino acids. The record is from RefSeq and is a predicted model, not a curated record. Lineage: Eukaryota; Metazoa; Arthropoda; Insecta; Coleoptera; Curculionidae. The transcript is spliced from 10 exons.